Molecule: messenger RNA, 3296 nt
Organism: Balaenoptera ricei (Rice's whale)
Lineage: Eukaryota; Metazoa; Chordata; Mammalia; Artiodactyla; Balaenopteridae
Gene: MON1B
Product: MON1 homolog B, secretory trafficking associated
Exons: 6
Coding region: 232-1878 (548 amino acids)
Biological process (GO): vesicle-mediated transport; protein targeting to vacuole
Source: RefSeq, a predicted model, not a curated record
CGAACCUUCGAUUGGGUCCAGAGAGAUGUCAGUCAAGGGAUAGGCGGGUGCAAUAGCAAUUCGACGCACAGUAUUGGUGGAGAUACGAAGCAGACGGAAUGGGGGCGGAACGGUCGGAGGGGAUCGGCUUCGCUUGAUUGGGCCAUAAAGGAGGCAGUGCCGCCCUCCGUACUCCGGAUUGGCUGAACGUGAGCCGCGCCCCCUCACGCCGGCAACCUUGGGGAUGUGCAGAUGGAGGCCGGAGGAGGCACUGCUGCCCCAGCCCCCGGGGACGCGGAGGACUUGGAGGAGAUGCGGUUCCCCAGUGAGGAGGCUAGAGACGGUGGAGGGAUUUGCAGGGACCUACCCGGUACUGGAGAUGCGAGCGUGGAGAAAACAGGAUCCGAGACCAAGGACCAGCCACCCGGCCUGCUGCUCCAGCCCGAGGCUCCGUCAUGCACCUAUGGGCUCUGGGGUCCGGCAGCCUCUGAGAACAGUCCCGUGGGUGGCCCUGAGAGUGGCUCAGGGGGCCAGGGCGGGGACCCCAGUGACGAGGACUGGCGCAGCAAGCGGAAGCACGUGUUCGUGCUGAGUGAGGCCGGCAAGCCCAUCUACUCGCGGUACGGUAGCGUGGAGGCAUUGUCGACUACCAUGGGUGUGAUGACAGCCCUCGUGUCCUUCGUGCAGAGUGCAGGAGAUGCCAUUCGCGCCAUCUAUGCUGAGGACCACAAGCUGGUGUUCCUACAGCAGGGCCCACUGCUGCUGGUGGCCGUGUCAAGGACUCCUCAGUCAGCAGCCCAGCUGCGGGGGGAGCUCAUGGCCGUGCACGCACAGAUCGUGAGCACCCUGACGCGCGCCAGCGUGGCCCGCAUCUUCGCGCGCAAGCAGAACUACGACCUCCGCCGCCUGCUGGCCGGCUCGGAGCGCACUCUAGACCGGCUUCUGGACAGUGUGGAGCGGGACCCGGGUGCCCUGCUGCUGGGCGCCGUGCGCUGCGUCCCUCUCGCUCGCCCGCUGCGGGACGCGCUGGGUGCGCUGCUCCGACGUUGCACGGCGCCUGGCCUGGCCCUCUCGGUGCUGGCGGUUGGCGGUCGCCUGGUGACAGCAGCCCAGGAGCGGACUGUGCUGGCCGAGUGCCGGCUGGACCCAGCCGACCUGCAGUUGCUGCUGGACUGGGUGGGGGCACCGGCCUUUGCGGCGGGCGAGGCCUGGGCGCCUGUGUGCCUGCCCCGCUUCAACCCCGAUGGUUUCUUCUACGCCUACGUGGCCCGCCUGGACGCCAUGCCUGUCUGCCUGCUGCUGCUCGGCACCGACCCCGAGGCCUUCCACGACAUGGCCACCUGCCGGCGCCUGGUCGAGGACGGCAUGCACUCCCUUGGGGCCAUGCGCACCCUCAGGGAGGCUGCCAGCUUCUCCAGCACCCCAUCGGCCAGUGCCUCGGCCUACAGUGUGCAGGCUGUGGAGGCCGCCGGCCUCCGGCACUUCCUCUAUAAGCCGCUGGACAUCCCCGACCAUCACCGCCAGCUGCCCCAGUUUACCAGCCCCGAGCUGGAGGCCCCGUACAGCAGAGAGGAGGAGCGACAGCGCCUGUCCGACCUGUACCACCGCCUGCACGCGCGCCUCCAUAACACCUCGCGGCCCCUGCGCCUCAUUUACCACGUGGCUGAGAAGGAGACGCUGCUGGCCUGGGUGACCUCCAAAUUUGAGCUGUACACCUGCCUCAGCCCCCUGGCGACCAAGGCAGGUGCCAUCCUCGUAGUGACCAAACUCCUGCGUUGGGUGAAGAAAGAGGAGGAUCGUCUCUUCAUUCGUUACCCACCCAAGUACUCCACACCCCCAGCAGCCCCAGCUGCCUCCACGGACCAAGCUUCCCAUAACGGCCUGUUUACUGCACCUUGAGAGGCAGAGCUCCCAGACUGGGCCGUGUGGGCCGGGGGGUGGCGGGGGGGGGGGUUGCUGGUGGUGGUGUCUGUGGCUGGUCCCUGUCUCCCCGGGCAAUGGAGCAAGAUCUGGGGGGCUGCCCACACAUGAGAGAUGGGUGGCGGCGUGACGGCACGCAGGUGAGCCGGCUGCUUCCCUGGCCCCCGCCUGCCCCUCCACCUCUGGGGAAAUCCUUAGGACGCCCUCUUCCCCUCCCUCUGCCACGCCUCCUUCACCUGGAUGAUGUUCCAGCCUCUGUCAGGGACCGUCUCCUCCAAUCCUGGCCACCACACCCUCUGUCCUGCAUCAGGGGUCUGCCUCCCGCAUGGGAUCUCAGCCCUGAGGGUCCACGGCUGGCCAGGGUCUCCUUGGGUGGCCCACGGGGGUUCUGGAGUUGGAACGCAGGACCAGCCUGUGCCCAGAAGCGGCCUGAAGAUAUUUUAAAGAAAAAAACUGCACAUAAAAAGCCUAAUACCGAUCCCCAUAAGGACAUUCCUUUGCGCUUCAUGUACUUCAUCUUUACCCAGUCAAAAAUGACCCCCAUCAGUGUUGGCUGCUGCUAACAUUAAUAAGAUGGUCUCUAGCGUCUGCCUGUCUGUGUAACCUGGGGCAAAGCACCUGACUUCACAUGGUGGCUGAGAUCCAGAAUUUUUACAUAGAUCCACUUACCUUCCACGGCUCAUUCUACUCACUCAUGAAAUGCAGAUACCUAACCUCUCAUAGGCUGUUAAGUGAGGAUGCGUGAACGAAAAGGGACUCAACGCUUGCGUACCACCACACAGCGCAUGGACGUUUGUCCCAGACUUGCACAACCUGCACAACACAAGCAUCCUGCAGAGGGAGAUAGCGAGACCUGCCGGUAAUUUCCAUGCGUGCACACAGCACUCACUCGCCAAUGACCAAGACCCUAGUUUUGCCCUUCUUUUCUCUAACCUGGAGUUGCAGGCCACCACGCGUGCGCGCCAACUGUCGCUCGGGGGCUCUGGGCUGUCCCCUCCCGGGAGCGGAAAGCCCAUCGCUCCUCAUCCUGGUCAACGGACGCACAGAGACGCACUAGGCGCCUGCGCUCUGCACAGCCUAUCCGCCCUCGCGUGUUUUUUUUUUUUUUUUUAAACCAAUCAUCGUCCAAAGCGCAGGCGCGCCAGCCGUGCGUGCGUUGGAAAAUGGCGGGGAAGUUGGAGCCUUCGGAAGUGGCGCCGCUGGAAGUCCUUGAGGAGGAUGAAGGUAGUGAGGGCAAGUGGGCCUCUGGCAGCCAGGGUAGAAGGAAGGGAGGCUUCGUCCCCUUACAAUAAUGAAAUAUUGAUAGCAGUACUUAAGGAAGAAAAAUUGUAAGCCUUUUAUAAAAAAAAAAAUGCUCUUCAAUAAAGUGCAGAUAAAUAACAUGUAUAUUCUCAGCA